AUGGUCUUCUCUGGCAAACCUUCGCGAGCAUGCGAACCCUGUCGAGAGAAGCGCAGAAAGUGUGAUCUCAAAAAGCCCUCCUGUUCCACAUGCAUGCGGAUGAAAAUCUCAUGUUUUGGAUAUCGAGACGUUCACUCAGUCAAGAUCAAAGACCAAACCUCAGCCGUCAUACGGAAAGUACAACGCCAGAGAUGUGUCAACGCAAAAGCAAGCCCCGAUUCCCACAGCUCAUUCAGCGAUUGCAACUCUCCGAUUCAGUCAAUUAGUCCCAGCGACAUGGAGGUAGACUGUCUCCGAAUCUCAAGUCCCCCCGAAGAACUUGCACUAGGGUACUUCCUUUUUGUCUUCACAAAGUCCGGCCCAUUCACGUACCUUCAUGAACACACAACUACUCUCGCCAUCGAUGAUGACAUAAUACAGGCCAUUCACGCCCCGGCUCUCGCCUCUCUAGCUCUCGAACAUCGCCGUGUGGACCUAUUACGUGCAGCCCGUUACCACUACUCCAAAGCCUUGACUCGGACAAACCAAGAUCUAAGCGAUCUCCAAGUGGCCAUCCUCGACAAGACCCUUCUUCGUGUGCUGUUGCUCUCAACCUUUGAGGGAUUAGUCUUCGAAGGUCGAGGCUCAACGAAAAACUGGGAGCUCCACGUGCAAGGUUCAUUAAGACUUUUGGUGCUGCGAGGAAGACAACAAUUCCAGACUGAAUUUGGGCGCAGACUGUUUCACCAUACAGCCGUCAAUGUGUUGACAAAUUGCAUAAUGCAAUCAAGCCCGAUAGCAGACGACUUUUUAGAACUCUUUGAUUAUGCCCUUUCCGACCAGUCGGGACUCGAUAUAUCGAGGACUCACAUGAUUGGAUUUGUCUGUCAAUUCGCCAAGCUGUCUGGCAGAAAGGACAUGUUGGCGACGGACUUUGUGAGGGAGUGCAUGGACCUUAACCAGAAGGCCGUCGCGUUCGUCGAUACAUUCUUCCAAGAACUGCCGUACGAGAUUAUCAAUGUCACGUCCGAGGAAGACCGACAGAAUGCCCCUGGCACGGAGAUCUGCGCCUACAAAGAUACUAUACACAGAUAUCAGUCUCAACAGUCAGCUCGUGUCUACAACACCGCUAGGCUCAUGCGAUUGGCAGUCAACGAGUGGAUAUUCACCGUCUUCGAUCGAAAUCCCCAUCAAGUGAUCCUCAAUGAACCCGGCGAAGAUGAUCCCCUUAAAGCCACCUGGAGCCAGCUUCCCAUCAAGGCCGCACUGCAAGCCAGCGAUGUAAUUGACGACAUGCUAGCCAGCGUUCCAUACUCGCUAGAGCUGCUGAAUACGCCGUUCCGAACAGCUUCACGAUAUGUGGUCUGGCCACUUGCAAACGCUGCAGGAUCUGAAGUUUGCCCUCCACCUGCGAGGCUGUACAUCAUCGAUCGGCUGAAAGAGCUGGCUGUCAAAGCAAACCUUGACCAGGCUAUGCAAGCGGCGAAUAUGCUGGAGGAGAGAGUGCCGUUAGAGGACUGGCAAGUUAGCCUUGAUGGCAAAUGGUAUGUCGGUAUGCUAAUGACUCUUUGA
Fusarium fujikuroi IMI 58289 is the source of this 1551-nucleotide messenger RNA. RefSeq lists its product as uncharacterized. Gene Ontology annotation, biological process: regulation of DNA-templated transcription. The coding region runs from base 1 to 1551 and encodes 516 amino acids. The record is from RefSeq and is a predicted model, not a curated record. Lineage: Eukaryota; Fungi; Ascomycota; Sordariomycetes; Hypocreales; Nectriaceae. Gene Ontology annotation, molecular function: DNA-binding transcription factor activity, RNA polymerase II-specific; zinc ion binding. The transcript is spliced from 2 exons.